Molecule: messenger RNA, 2109 nt
Organism: Owenia fusiformis
Lineage: Eukaryota; Metazoa; Annelida; Polychaeta; Sabellida; Oweniidae
Source: the annotation of a GenBank genome assembly
GGCUGGCUUUCGCGCCAUAUUUGAAAUUAUGAUAACUAGAUUAACACUAUGUUAUUCUGGUCAAGAAUUGAAUAUAUACAACGUAUUUAAUUGCUAAAACAGUAAUCAUAUCAUGAGUGACAACCUGGAUACCCUCUUUGAACAAAUUCUGCACUCAGAACAAAGAGCACAAGCCAAAAAAACAUUCUUGAACGAAAUUAAACAGAAGAUACUGAAAUACCAGGAUCAAAUUGAAGGAACAAUAGAUGAGAAAACAUCACUAAAAGGACACAUAUCAGUCAAGUUACAACAGUUGAAACAGAGUGAAGUACAGCUACAUUGUGUUGAAACAAGACAAAAGAUUCUUCACCAACAACUGCAAAAACUCAAAGACCAACUACAUCAUGCUCAAACUGAAUUGCAAAACAAGGUCAGCGACGUUGACGCUGAACUUGAUGCUUUCUGCACAUCUGCGGAUAUCUUCACUCAAGACUUUGACUUAAUGGGAGAGGGUAGGAAGAGCCGAGAGAAGGAGGGAAAGCAGUUGUUGGAACAGCUACAAGGAGAGCAGACAGCACUAGAGACAGAGCUCUCAAGUUUUUUGUCACACCAAGCUGCCAUAGAAGAACUAGAAAAGAACCGAAGUGAAGCCAAGCUCAGAUGCAAGAACACACUAGCAGUAGUUAAAAACUGUGAUGAACAAAUACAGAAAGAGCUUCAAAAGUUUGCUACCCUGGAGGAAGAAAAAGAAAGAGUAAGCCAAAUACCCAAGACAGACCCAGAAUUUCUCAAGUUAUCUGUUGAGCUUGAGAUGCUGAAAGAUGACAGCUUGGAAGGUUUGUGCCAGGCCCUUAAACAGCAGCUACAGCAGUUAAAGCAACAGCAGUGGCAACAGCAGCUGCAUCAACAGCAUAAACAGAGAGUUCUUACACAGGGAAACAAGGUUCCUAAAUUAGUGUCAAGUAGCCAGGCUCCUCAUAGUAACACCAAGUCAGUGCGUAACUUCCAGUUUAAAGCCCGGGGGUUGCACAACGUGAAGGUACCCCAAUGCCAAACACCUAUUGAGGAUGAGGGACAGCCAGGGUUUGUUCCAGCCUCUGCAGUGUUUACUGAAUACCAUUCAAGAACACAAGGUGGAAAAUCACUUAUUGUGAGCAGUACUCAAGAAGAUCUGAAAGGAGAGGCUGUAAAACGGAACAAUGAGUACAGUUCCCAGAAUGGAUAUGGAUCUAUGGAAAAGAAAAGGAAACAAGAUGGGAAUCAUGUUGUCAGUACAAAUGCUAAACCAAAUAAUCCUAAACAGCCAAACAUUCACAAGUUGUCUGAGCGCAUGAAACAGAAAGGUCUCAAUGUUUUCUCAGACUUUGAUGAAGUUAAUGAUGCAGAGGUGUUGUAUUGUGAGUCAGACUCUCCAACAGGUGGCUCUGGUGGAUGUUUUGGCUCUUUGUCACCAGUCGUCAGUAAUAAUGAAAGAACUAAAACAUGUAAGAAUGAAGGGCUCAUUUCUAGCACGAUUCAACCAGGAUUUGGGAAAGAGCCUGCCAAUGAUGACAUUGGGGAUGGACAGAACCAGAAAAAAAGUCAGAUUUAGAUAGACUUGUAACAUUUCUGACAUUUUACAAAAACUAGUCGAAGAGAACUAUCCAUGAGGCACCAGUAUACUGGUAUAGAAAUAUUGAAAAUAUUCUUUUUACCAUAUUCGAGAGAAUGGAGGAGAUAUCCACCGGAAGUGGUGUCCAUAAUCCCAAGAAUUAGUUCUGGACACUUAUUUGAUGUAAAGUUUUGAAUGAAUUUUGAUCUCCAGAUGAAGAUAGAUGGAAACAACAGACUAGAGCGGAUGCUGUCUGGGAUCAUGCGUAUAUGGGGAAUACAUGUUCUUCCUGUACAUAUCCAUGAUAUCUGUUUGACUAGAUAUCCAGUUUUCUCUACAUAUACAUUUCAAUGUUAAUACCCUCUGUAUCAAAAGUCUUUUCCUAUUUAGGAAAACCUCAAAUAACUUUCGUAAAUGGCAAGUAAACGUGAUAAGACUUUUCAUACAUAAUUUAAGGCAUAAUACACCUUCUGUGUAAAUUUGGAGACAGUUGAUUAAUUUUUACUCAAAAUAUCACAUUUAGAACAUAGCAUAUACCU